Molecule: messenger RNA, 792 nt
Organism: Brenthis ino (lesser marbled fritillary)
Lineage: Eukaryota; Metazoa; Arthropoda; Insecta; Lepidoptera; Nymphalidae
Source: the annotation of a GenBank genome assembly
AUGGCUAACGAUCGAGAAGUUUUGCGUGAAAUAUGGGAUGGAAAACUACCCAUUUGUUUUCAACUAGCCCAAGAAGAAAUCAUGGAAAUACAGCAACCAGACCCCUUUUAUGUGAUGGUGCCUCGACUAAGUUAUUUUCCUUUGGUUAUAGAUAAGAUGAAAAGGCAUUUCUUAAGGUACAUAUCACAAGAAAGUGCUGAUAAUGAAAUGUGGCUUGACUAUAAUGGGCAACCACUGAAAUGGCACUAUCCCAUAGGUUUUUUGUAUGAUUUAUUUUGUGGAAAUGACCCGCAGUUACCUUGGACUUUAACGGUGCAUUUUACGAAAUUUCCUGAAAAUAUUUUACUUCAUUGCCCAAACAAAGAUGUAGUUGAAGCACACUAUAUGUCUACUGUAAAAGAAGCAGAUGUUCUUAAGCAUAGAGGGCAAGUUAUGUCAACUAUGCAAAAGAAAGACCAUAAUCAAUUAUGGCUAGGUUUACAAAAUGAUAAAUUCGAUCAAUUUUGGGCUAUAAACAGAAGGUUAAUGGAAUCUCAUGGGGAUAAUGAAGGCUUUAAACAAAUUCCAAUAAGAAUAUACUCAGAAGAUGGUAUAUGUUGCCAGAGGCUAAUUAGCCCUAGAAAUACUGAUGGCAGUCGAAAGAUUGUUCAACAGCUAAUCUCUGAAUUAUAUCCAGACAAAACUGAAGUCAAACUAAGAACCCAUGGCAUCUUAAUACCCUUAGAUACACCACUUCAGUGGCUCUCCGAACAUAUGAGCUACCCUGAUAACUUUUUACAUAUUUGCUUGUGC